AUGAUUACAAGAUCACCGACUAGAACUAAAACGAAAUCGUUUCACGGCACUCAAAUGGAUUUUAAGUUUCCAAGCUUGGACUUUCUGCCAGACGAAGAUGUGGACAACUACAAGAUGUCGAAUCAUCAUAUUGUUAACGAUGCAAUUCUCCGUCAGAAAGAUGACGAUAACGAAGAAGAAGACGUUAGCUCGCAAUUACUUUCUGACUAUACUCACUCUAACUCCGGUCACUCGUCUAAUGCCAUUGGUAGCGCCUUUUACUCGUUUGCCAAUAUUUCGGACAAUACUACUGCGCCCAAGACCAGUGGAAGCAACGGGAUGCCCUCGUGGGACUCAAACGCUUCGGGAGGCAGGAAAAAGUAUCCCUCGACGCUGGCACCUCCUGUUACAGCGACGCCACCUGUGAAAAGAGCGCUUGACGUUUCCAACACUAGACCUAGCCGUCAGUCAACUUUUUCGCAUAAAAAUCGCUACUCGGCCUCCACAGCAGCGGGAACAAUCCCUACCGCUGACAAUAUGUCGUUCCAGAUCACGUUUGGGUCUUGUGGAACGGAUUUCAACGCGUCUGCUGCCGCGGCAUUGUCGCCAAAUAUGCGUUCGAAACCAACUUCGUUGACCGACUACUCUACAAUAAAGCCCCUGCGGCAAAAUUCUGUCACUCGAAAACCUACUAACCUGAAAAGAUCUAAGGCAAUUAGGUGCAAAGGAGGGCUACUUCAGUUUUUCUCUACGCUGCGAAAUAGGACGAGGACAAGGCUCCACCGCUGGCGGGUUGCAAUAAGAAAGAAACUUUUCACGUAUCGAAACAGAAAUAAAGCGAGGAAAAGCAAGACACAAACGACUUCCCAUUUAAAAAGAGCUAACGGAUUUGUCACAAAUUUUGAAAGGUCUUCUUCCUCCCUUAAGACCGUGGAUUCGGUGUCCAUCACCAAGAGCAGAAGUUUAAAGGAUCAGUCGGUAGCCACUCCUGAUCCUGAAGUGAAACAUGAUUCCGAAGGGAUUGUGACUUCCCCAAAGCCUAAUAAGACUUCUCUCAGACGUUCUCCUUCCUCAAUCAAGAGGGCCGCCUCAAUUUUAACUCGUGCCAACUCUCAGACUGCAGGCAGUCACCAGGGGUCAACCACACCUGUCACCAGGAAAAACUCUCAUACCAAAUUAGUGAGAUCAACACCUUCUCGCUCUUUGAACGCCAUCGUUAGACAACCGUCUAUUGUUGUAAGCAACAAGGUGAUUCCCCUCUCAAAGCUCAACGUUUCAAACAAUGAGUUCCCUAUCAAAGAAGAAGAUGAAGACGAAUAUGUUAUUAAUACCCACGUUAUGGCUCGCAGCAGUUUCGAUAGCACCUAUCGCAGUAACACGCCGAGUAUAGCUUCUAUGAGCGACCAGGCUUUCGAGGACGCCCAGUCGCAUGUUGAUACAGAAGAGGAACAAGAAAACCUUGAGAACGAAAAGCCUCAAAAUUCGUUGGCAGAAUGGAAUCAUUUCCUGAGCGAGACAAUAUCCCGCCAGAUUCUAAUGCGUUUACAAAUUGCCAAGUUCCAGGAAGCGGGCCCCGAUGAUGAUUGCAAGGAGUUGAUUGAUGCUAUUAUAUCCGAUUAUGAAGAAGUCACAACCUCCAGCAUUUACGAUUCUGAUAAGCGCGAUGAAAUAACCUCGAUGACUACAAUUUCUUCAGAAGAAGAUGCCCGGUGUUUCUCGAUUCAAACUUCAGCAAAUAAAGGUAGCCCCACAUCAUCCACGAGACGCGGUGGCGCUUUUGAAAUGCUAGCAAGCACUUUCAAUGGAUCAGUCAAAAGAUCCUUGACGUUACCUGUUGGUGUAAGAAUAUAA
Molecule: messenger RNA, 1830 nt
Organism: Lachancea mirantina
Lineage: Eukaryota; Fungi; Ascomycota; Saccharomycetes; Saccharomycetales; Saccharomycetaceae
Source: the annotation of a GenBank genome assembly